Molecule: messenger RNA, 1045 nt
Organism: Paramuricea clavata
Lineage: Eukaryota; Metazoa; Cnidaria; Anthozoa; Malacalcyonacea; Plexauridae
Source: the annotation of a GenBank genome assembly
AUGCUACCAAGAAACAGCAAAGAAAAGGCAACAAGCAAGACAAAUGGUACCUGCGAAACCAAAAACAGCACCUGUAAGUUCGACCUCUUCCCAACGCAUUAAAUCGACGCUUCAAGCUCAAAGGAUUCAAUGUAAGCAACUUCAAUCUGAGAUAAAACAAAUGAAGCUUGAAGUUGAACAUAAGAGUGUAGCAGUCACCCAGGGAUCUUAGUCAUGCUUUACUUAGCAUUAUCUCAGAAAGCAGUGACAAAAUGACACCAUUCAUCAAGUUGUUCUGGGAGCAACAAAAAAAAAUGUACCACGUUCAGCCCAGGGCAGAAGGUAUCACCCUACUAUUAUUCGCUGGUGUAUUUCCAUAGCAGCAAAAUCAGCAUCGGCAUAUGAUGAACUAAGAGAUACAUUCAAAGAUAAUAUUGUCCUGCCAAGUAAAAGGGUCCUCAGAGAUUAUAGCAAUGCUAUAACCCCCAAGACUGGAUUUAAUCCAGGGGUGAUUAAAGAGAUAAAGGAGGCAACAAAACACUAUUCCAGUAGCCAAAGAUAUGUUGCCAUUCUUUUUGAUGAAAUGAAGGUGCAAGGAAAUUUGGUGUGUGAUAAACAUUCUGGAAAGCUGAUUGGCUAUGUUAAUCUAGGUGACCCAGAUAUUAAUUUUGCUACUCUGGAAAAUAUUGAUGAGAUUGCAACUCAAGCCCUUCUGUUUAUGGUUAGAGGAAUUACCACAACCCUGAAGCAUAUGCUUGGGUAUUUCGCUACAGCUGCUGUGACCGCAGUUCAGAUGUUCCCAAUAUUUCGGAGAGCUGUCAGUAUCUUGGACAUGAAUUGUAAUCUAGCAGUUGUUGCGGCAACUGCUGAUGGAGCAUCUCCAAACAGAAGAUUCUUCCAAAUGCAUGCAGGGAUUCAAGGGAACACUGAAAAUGAUGUUGUGUUCUGCACAAAGAAUCUGUUCAAUCCAGAAAGAAAUAUUUAUUUUUUUAGUGAUGUACCCCAUCUCUUAAAAACUGCUAGAAAUUGUCUAUUUAACUCCGGAUCGGGUGAUAAUUAUAAAUAG